Molecule: messenger RNA, 4677 nt
Organism: Erinaceus europaeus (western European hedgehog)
Lineage: Eukaryota; Metazoa; Chordata; Mammalia; Eulipotyphla; Erinaceidae
Gene: HMGXB4
Product: HMG-box containing 4
Exons: 11
Coding region: 184-2049 (621 amino acids)
Source: RefSeq, a predicted model, not a curated record
CGGAGCCUGCGCUCUGCGAUCGACUGAGGCUCCCUGGCCGCUCGCGCUUUUCUCUCCUUCUCCAAGAUGGCGGCGGUCGGCGGCGCUGAGGCGGGAUCCAGACGAGCCAAGUGAAGACCUGGUCCUGUAGACGGGAAGGAGCCUGGACACAGUGGCAUUCUCAAAAGGCCCUGCAGGACCGCCAUGGCUUAUGAUGACUCCAUGAAGAAAGAAGAUUGCUUUGAUGGUGAUCACAGCUUUGAGGACAUAGGACUAGCAGCUGGCCGAAGCCAACGAGAAAAGAAACGUUCUUACAAAGAUUUUUUAAGGGAAGAGGAAGAAAUCGCUGCUCAGGUCAGGAAUUCUUCCAAGAAGAAAUUAAAGGACAGUGAACUUUACUUCUUGGGGACGGACACACACAAGAAGAAAAGGAAGCAUUCCUCUGAAGAUUACUACUAUGGAGAUAUUUCAUCUUUGGAAUCGUCACAGAAGAAAAAGAAAAAGUCCAGUCCUCAGUCUGCUGAUACAGCUAUGGACCUGUUGAAAGCUAUUACUUCUCCACUGGCAGCAAGCUCCAAGUCCUCCAGGAAAAUGGGGGAAAAAUCCUCGAGUUCUUCAAGCCAUUCAGAGAGUAAAAAGGAACACCACAGGAAGAAAAUAAGUGGAAGCAGUGGGGAACUAUCCCUGGAGGAUGGUAGUUCCCACAAAUCCAAAAAAAUGAAACCACUUUAUGUGAACACAGAGACACUGACCCUUCGUGAACCCGAUGGUUUAAAAAUGAAGCUGAUUCUCUCACCAAAGGAAAAGGGAAGCAGCUCAGUUGAUGAGGAAUCUUUUCAGUACCCCUCUCAACAAGCAACUGUGAAAAAAUCUUCUAAAAAAUCCUCUCGGGAUGAGCAAGGUGCUUUACUCCUAGGGCAUGAGUUACAGAGCUUUCUGAAAGCAAACCGGAAAAAGCACAAAUCAUCCUCCGACCCGCAUUCGUCUCCUGGCCCUGAAGGUUGUGGAUCUGACACGUCCCAGUUUCCUGAAUCCCACAGUGCAAACCUUGACCAUUCAGGACUUGACCCUCCCCUUGCUGAAUCAGACUCAUCCUCUGGAGGGGAACUAGAGGCUGGGGAGUUGGUAAUCGAUGAUUCUUACCGGGAAAUCAAGAAGAAAAAGAAGUCAAAGAAAAGCAAAAAGAAAAAGGACAAGGAGAAGCAUAGAGAAAGGCGGCAUUCCAAGUCCAAGAGAAGUUCAGGACUUUCUUCUGUAUCAACAGCAGAAGUCCCAGUCAUGACACAUCCACCUCCUCCUCCUUCUCUUCCUCCUCCUCCUCCACCACCUCUUCCUCCUCCACCACCUCCUCCUCCUAGUGUCUCAUACAUUGGAGCAGCAACGCCCCCACCACCACUUCCUGGCCUCCACACAGAUGGGCACAGUGAGAAAAAAAAGAAAAGAGAGGAGAAAGACCGAGACAGAGAGAGGGGAGAAAAGCCAAAGAAAAAGAACAUGUCGGCCUACCAAGUGUUCUGUAAAGAAUACCGUGUUACCAUUGUGGCUGACCAUCCAGGUAUAGAUUUUGGGGAACUUAGUAAAAAAUUGGCUGAAGUAUGGAAGCAGUUGCCAGAAAAGGACAAAUUGAUUUGGAAGCAGAAAGCUCAGUAUCUCCAGCACAAACAGAACAAAGCAGAGGCUACAACUGUGAAAAGAAAAGCAUCCAGCUCAGAAGGUCCCAUGAAAGUAAAAGCUUCGUCUGCAGGAGUACUGUCACCCCAAAAGAAGUCUUCGCCUACCACCAUGCUGUUACCAGCAUCGCCAGCCAGAGCCCCUGAGACAGAGCCCAUUGAUGUCGCUGCUCACCUUCAGCUGCUGGGAGAGUCCCUAAGCCUCAUUGGUCACCGCCUGCAGGAAACUGAGGGCAUGGUCGCUGUGUCUGGCAGUUUGUCAGUGCUUCUGGAUUCCAUAAUCUGUGCUCUUGGCCCUUUGGCAUGUCUGACCACACAACUACCUGAGUUGAAUGGCUGUCCCAAACAGGUCUUGUCAAAUACACUAGACAACAUUGCUUACAUCAUGCCUGGACUGUGACAUCAAAGAAUCCGGGGGCAGAAACACUGCCCUGCCCCCCUGUCGCUGGUUUGUGUAUAUAUGACUGUUCAAAUUUCUUCACUGGCCCUGGGACAAAGGGUUUAAAUUUUUAUAUAUAAACACAAACACACAUGCAUAUAUAUAUAUAUAUAUAUAUAUAUAUAAUGUACCAUAUAUACAUAUGACUAACUACUUUGAUUCGAAUAAUUUUAUGAAAUGCAAAGAUUUAGCCAAGAGGAACCCUUGGCAUGAGUAGGGACGUAGGAUUCUUUUUUUCUCCUCUGGUGGAUAACUCUGCCUUAAAAAUCAAUGUAACUUGGGGCUGGGGGCUUGUUCUGGGUGCCAUGUGCAUCUCUUUUAUGGACAGCUAAAAAUGUGAUAUUUUUCCAAACUCAGUUGUACCUCCAGACCCAUCACUGACCAUUUGCCUUACCUGUCUUACAUUUGAAAUGUAAUAGGAAAGAUUAUAGGAAGAUGCCAGUUGACUGAAAGUAUAAAACCUUUCAACUUGAAGUGAUCUAAAUGGGAUUUGUCAGAAUUAUUCCCAACUCAUGGUUUCUGCAAUGGCUUAGGUGAACUUAGGAGGCGGUUCAUUCCAAUUUCUGCUAAACAGAAACAAAUUUUAUUACAAUCAUUGGCCACCUAAAUAGAAGCCCAAGGAGUUGUGUGAGCCCUGGAAGCAUAAAACACAUUGGAGAGGACUAAGCUGUCAUUGUUACUAGCUGAACUGCAUAUUUCAUGAACUGACCCAGGAUAUUUAGUGUGCAGAACUAAAAACUGGUUAUCUUCCAUUGGCAGUACUAGCUUAGCUACUGAAUCCUCACGGGGUUUACUGUUUUAGCUGCUUAGUGGUUGUGGAAGGUGAACUUUGCCCAGUGUGAUUCUCAAAUCCUUACUGGCUCCCCUGGUGGGAAGAUACACAGUGUUCUGUAUUCCACAUGAGGAAAUUGGGGGGAAAAAAAAGAAAAAUACCUGAUUCUCAUGUAGGGUUAUUUAUGUGCGCGUGUGAAUAUAUGUUUUAAUUAUGUGUAUUUAACGCUUUAAAAUCUUAGAUUUUAAUUUAUCCUGUAAAUUUCUGUAUAUAUAAUUUAAUAACAAAAGUCUCCACCAGCAGCUGUGUGUGGAAGAUACAGAUUUGUCAUUUGCUUCUUUCAUCUUUCCUCUGAUCUCCUCUAAAGCUCCAAAUCAUCUACAUUUUAAAGUUUUGUGCCUCAGAGAGGAAUCAUUAUGUUUAGAUUCUAAUUCUUUACAGAGAACUUUCAUAGUCUUCAAUAAUGUCAAAAAGUGAAAUAAAAUAAAAAGAAAGGUUACCAUGCCCAGCUGACCUCAUAUCCAGAGAACCAGAUUUUUGCUACCCUGUUGCAUAGAAGACCAUUGAGCAGUUGAGGGUUGUUUUUAAAUUUGGUGUAAUUCCCUGUCAAAGCCAAGGUUUCUUCCCCUGACGUAGAUUACACGGUGCACAACACCGAAGUAAAUCUCAUGAGGACAGUGCAGCCAACCUGCAUCCCAUUUAAUCCCUUCCAUUGUCCCUACAAGUAUAACACAGGGCUUUGUUCCUUAAAGGUAUUCUGACUGCUAAAUGCCUUUCUCAGCUCAGUCAGACAGUUUUGAAAUUUAAUUGGGGGAAAUAGUGAAGGAAACGUGAAUGGGAGCCAAGACCAAGAAGAGUCAAAAUCUUGGUUUGAUUUUAUGUGUUAGAACCUAUACCGUGCCACUCAUCUGGACCCUUGGAAGUUUCCUGUUGAACACAGGGAAGGGCCUUUAUCUGGAUUAGUACAGAACAUAGUCAGCCCUACCAUUGUCAUCUGUGUACAUUAUUAAAACCAGAAGUGGGCCUGCUUUUUGUUUAUUUUCCUUUGAAAUCCAACCCUAUCAUAUUUGUAUUUAAAAUUUGUACACAUUUGUAUAAUAAUCUGUACCUUGUGGUAUUUGGUACUAUUAAGAGGGAAAACUUUGGAUUCAGACCUUCUUGAACUUUUUAUACCAUUGUUUUAUUUUUUUUUUUAAAUAAAAUCUAGCAGUUUGGUCCAAAUUCCAUUGCGAUUGUAUAAAGAAAAUUUUGUACUUAUAUUAUUAAAAAUCACAUUUUUAAUAUUUGUAGUCCAGUCUCAGGUAUCUUUUUCCCUGCUACUAACCAAAGAUGCUACAAAAUUAUUAAACCUGUAUGCUGCUGUAAUUUUAAGGGGAAAAAAGGUGUGAAGUAGAGAUUAAGUUUCUAAGCUUAGUUAUUUUUUCAAAGACACAUCUUGCUUUGGUAUGUUUUUACAUUCCAUUUUUUGGGUUUUUUUUUUUUUUUUUUUCUUUUUUUAGCACCUGCAGACCUACUUCACUACUCCCCUGCAGGUGGGGAGCCAGGGGCUCGAACUAGGAUCCUUAAGCUGGUCCUUGCGCUUUGCGGCCACGUGCACUUAACCGCUGCGCUACCACCCGACUCCAAUAUUUUAUAUUCUGAAGGCACUCAUGUUCCUUUUGAAAAUUGCAAACCCAGUUAGUCUGAGAAGUAUAGCUCAUUGGCAAAAAUGAAAUUAUACAUUUGGAUUUUGGUCUAACUCAGAAUGUCUUAACAGUCUUAUUUAAGGGUUAUAUCUGGAUCACGUGCUUAAAUAUAUCCCAUGCUUUUUUUUUUUU